Messenger RNA from Dreissena polymorpha, 896 nucleotides. RefSeq names its product serine/arginine-rich splicing factor 1-like. Lineage: Eukaryota; Metazoa; Mollusca; Bivalvia; Myida; Dreissenidae. The record is from RefSeq and is a predicted model, not a curated record. The transcript has 2 exons. Bases 362 to 622 code for a protein of 86 amino acids.
CUUUAAUAAAAGCUGCGAAAAUAAGUUCGCGAAAUAACACUUUAUGACUGAAGUAUUGACAUUUAAAGAAGGUAGUUAUUUAAUUCAACAGCUAGAAAAAUGAAGGUCAUGUACGUGUACAAACAGUUAGUCGUUUUUUCCUGCGUAGAACACAUUUUGCAUUUCGCGUGCGAGUUAAUCAAGCUUAUUUAACUUACCUCACUUCUGCUACAGCGUAUCAGAAAUACGAUUGCAUUUUUAAUAAGCAAAUCUCUUGAUUAUCUUUGAAGGUUAUGCUUUACUCUUGUUUAGAAUCUGUUCAUUUUCUAAAAAAUGAAGUAAGUAGUUCUGAAUUAUGAAUAAUAAAACUUAGGGGUUUACUAUGGGCAACGGCGGAAGUGGCGGUAGCGGUGGCGGCGGUGGAGGCGGUGGAGGCGGCGGUGUUGGAAUGUUUGGAGGAGGAUCCGGUGGGGGCGGCGGCAGUGGGGCGUGGCCGACGGACCGGCAGCGUCCCGACUCACUCCCGGUUACGUCAUUUUCGGUGACGUCUGUUGGAGUUAGGGAGUCUGACUGUACUACGCUAGGUGCGAACGCAGAUUGUAUGUGUUUUGCGUAUACAAUGGUUUCCCCUGGCAACCGUUGAAAAAAACUAUCCUACAUAGCAACGGUGUUUUGCAGAUGUCAUGGUUACUUCCACGCGUGAAUGAAUUGUAUGCAUUCGUUUUUUUUUGUUUGAAUGUGUGCCUGGUUAUUCCGAACUGUAUGUUGUAUAUACGAUCAGAUUUGCAUCGAUCUGAAAAAAUAUUUGUGUUAAAUACAAUUAUUAUUAAACGCUUACUUACUUUGUUUAAAUUAUCAUCAUUUAUCAGCAUCAUUUUACUAUCAUCAUUUUGUCAUUAAAUAAAAAUGAAACAAGA